CUGUACGUCGGCUCGAUGCCAAACCACGCGACCGAAGAUGAGAUCCGGGCGGCCUUCUCCAAGUUCGGCACCGUGACGGACUGCUUCAUGCCAAAGGACCGCGAGACGGGCGAGCCGCGCGGAUUCGCCUUUGUCACGUUUGAAGAGACGCGGGACGCGGACGACGCGAUGGCGGCGCUGGACGGUAAAGACUUCAUGGGCCGCACUUUGCGCAUCAACAAGCCCCGCCCCCGCGGCAGCGACAGUGGC
This is a messenger RNA of Emiliania huxleyi CCMP1516, 249 nucleotides long. Its product is annotated as RNA-binding protein. The annotation marks the transcript as partial. Gene Ontology annotation, molecular function: RNA binding. The transcript has a single exon. The record is from RefSeq and is a predicted model, not a curated record. Lineage: Eukaryota; Haptophyta; Isochrysidales; Noelaerhabdaceae.